AUGACGCUAUGGCGGCUAUACUAUGGAGUCGCCUUCUUCAUCGUGACAGCCGGCUUCAUCAAUGCCGAAGAAAGCGAGCACGAGAAGCCCGAACGAUAUGCCAUCAUCGAGUUCAGCUGGGAAGAAGUGAAAGUGCCCAUGACCAUAGUAAUAUGGCUGUUCACUGCGUGUGUUGCCAAAAUUCGUAAGGUUCAAUGCCAAAAUGAGUGAGAAUUAUAAACAAAAAACAUUGAUGUCAAUUUAAAGUAUUAAAACUUUAAUUUCUAUUCCAGUGUUUCAUGUGUACAAAAAGGUAUCCGAGAUGUUUCCCGACAGCUCUCUUCUGAUUCUGAUCGGGCUUCUGAUCGGCAUUACCUUGAAUAUGGCUCACGUUAACCGAAGCGAAUUCUACUUGGGAUCUCAAGUUUUCAUGUUAUACCUCUUACCGCCGCUGGUGUUCGAUGCCGGUACGAUUUUACUUAUGGCAAACGAGCGUUUAGUUUAUAAAAUGCAGGUCUCUAUGUGUACAAACAUAUACGUAGUGUACUAGCUAAAUGGUAACACAUUAAACCUACUGUUUAGGAUACAACAUGCCUGCCAGAGCGUUCUUCGAUAAUAUUGGAUCGUGCUUGAUGUUCGCACUGGUCGGAACAGCAUGGAAUAUCAUCGCCAUAGGUAAGGCUGUAUCCGUGUUCAACAUUAUGAAAUUUAGGCGUAUCCUUGUGGUUGAUCAGCAAAACCGGCUUGUUUUCGGUGGAGAUGACCUUCUGGGACUUGUUGCUUUUUGGAUCCUUGAUAGCUGACGUCGACCCGGUGGCCGUGAUCGUCAUCUUCGAGGAGAUGAAUGUCAACGAACUCCUGUUUAUCAGUGUUUUCGGUAACUUUGAUCGAACAUAACAAGAAUUACAUUAUUUUAGGGGAAUCUCUGUUGAACGAUGGUGUUUCCGUGGUAAGAUCAGUAGAUUUUCUGCCAAACUUAAAUUUAGGUGUUGUACCAAAUGUUCGUGUCGUUCGUGGAAAUAGGAGGUGACAAUCUGAUAGUACAAGAUUACAUUUUUGGUAUCAUUAGUUUCUUCGUUAUUGCAAUCGGAGGUACUCUAGUAGGAAUACUGUUCGCCAUGAUGACAGCCUUCCUCACAAAGUAAGUCCAAUUUUGUUUUUACUGAAUCAUUCUAGGUACACUGACAAUGUGCCCAUCUUGAACCCAGUGUUCGUGUUCCUGAUACCGUUUGCUUCGUAUCUGGCUUGUGAAAUGUUUGGUCUCUCAGCCAUUUUAGCGUAAGAACCUUACUUUAAAACAACUUUCAAAUUGUAGAAUCGUCUUUUGCGGAGCGGCCAUGAAACCAUACAUCCGAGAAAACAUACCAAAAGACGCUUUCAAGUCUAUUCACUACUUUGUAAAGGUUUUGGCACUAGCCAGUGAAACAGUAAUCUUCAUAUUCUUGGGUCUUUCAACUGUGUCGGCAGAUCAUCACUGGGACACCGCUUUCAUUGUUUUAACAGUAAUAUUCUGCAUGAUCUACAGGGCCAUAGGUGAGAUAUAAAGGACUUACGUCUCUUAUAACCAACAUUGCAGGUGUUGUUGUUAUCUGUUGGGUUUUAAACAAAUUCCGGCUCAAAAAGUUUACCAAGGUUGACCAAUUCAUCAUCGCGUUUGGAGGACUGCGUGGUGCCAUAGCGUACGUCGUUAGAUAAAAAAACAUAAAAUAAUAUUAAAAUACUGAUAGUACCCCGUUUUUUUUGUCUCUAAUAUUCAAAUUUAGAUAUGGGUUAGUUGUAGCAUUACCAAAUGAUCUGCCAGCCAAAAACAUGUUUGUUACUUCGUGUAUUGUAGUAAUAUACUUCACAGUGUUCUUGCAAGUAAGUAGUUGAACAGGAAACAAUUUAUUUUCAGGGAAUGACGCUCAAACCUAUUGCUAACGUACUUCAAGUUGAACGUAAAGUUGUCUACGAGAAGGGAAUGGUCGAGAAAGUGCACGAAAAUGUAAGCUCAACUAUUAACACAUCAAGCUAUACUUCAGCAUAAAAUUUUGAAAAUAGAUCAACUCGACAACAAAAUACCUAUUUUAACUGAUAAAUAAAAAAUAACAUCGUAUUUUAGCUGAUCGACCACACAAUGAUAGGCCUAGAGCUUGUAAUUGGCAAGUAUGGACACCACUGGAUUCGUAACACCUUCGAGAAGUACAACCUGAAGUUCUUCAGAUCAUUUCUAAUAAAGAAGAAGGCCAGGAAGACAUUGGAUAACAGUAAUCUUGUUCGUGUAGCCAACAGACUCGAAGCCCAAGACGUGGCCGAGUUUGCAGACAAAAUACAAGUCUGGUACGACCAGACAAGAUCCAGGGCCAGCACUACAAAUUCUAUGGCCGGAGAACGACGAGACGAGAUAGACCUCGAUGAAGUGAACAAGAUAUUCCACGAGAUAAAAGAAGAACAAUCCAGAAAGAACUCUGAAAUUAUAUAA
Messenger RNA from Bursaphelenchus okinawaensis, 2440 nucleotides. NCBI's taxonomy places the organism in Eukaryota, Metazoa, Nematoda, Chromadorea, Rhabditida, Aphelenchoididae. The record is from the annotation of a GenBank genome assembly.